Messenger RNA from Quercus robur (English oak), 387 nucleotides. Its product is annotated as metalloendoproteinase 1-like. Bases 1 to 387 code for a protein of 128 amino acids. Gene Ontology annotation, cellular component: extracellular matrix. Gene Ontology annotation, biological process: extracellular matrix organization; proteolysis; collagen catabolic process. Lineage: Eukaryota; Viridiplantae; Streptophyta; Magnoliopsida; Fagales; Fagaceae. The record is from RefSeq and is a predicted model, not a curated record. Gene Ontology annotation, molecular function: zinc ion binding; metalloendopeptidase activity. The transcript is spliced from 2 exons.
AUGAGUCCGAAUUAUGCAUUUUUUGAUGGAAAGCCAAAAUGGAAUAAGAACUAUCUCAACUAUACCUUUGACUCAAGUGUCACGCCGGAGGAUAUUAUAGGGGUUGGCAUGCCUGGCAGUGUUUUAGCUUAUGCUGCUCCACCAACUAUAGGAAAAAUGCACUUUGAUGCCGAUGAAAACUGGAGCAUUGAUAACCCAAAUGGUGAUCAACAUGACUUGGUAUCGGUGGCUACACACGAAAUUGGGCACAUUCUUGGACUUCAACAUAGUACAAAUGUAGAUGCUAUUAUGUAUCCUUUUAUGAAUCGUGGAAUGGCAAAAGGAAAACUGAGCGAUGAUGAUAUUGAUGGGAUAGCAGCUUUGUAUGCCCCGGCUCGCAAAACAUGA